Molecule: messenger RNA, 3525 nt
Organism: Scleropages formosus (Asian bonytongue)
Lineage: Eukaryota; Metazoa; Chordata; Actinopteri; Osteoglossiformes; Osteoglossidae
Gene: pak5
Product: p21 protein (Cdc42/Rac)-activated kinase 5
Exons: 10
Coding region: 397-2628 (743 amino acids)
Biological process (GO): protein phosphorylation; cytoskeleton organization; apoptotic process
Molecular function (GO): ATP binding; protein serine/threonine kinase activity
Source: RefSeq, a predicted model, not a curated record
GAAGGUGAGUCGUGCUCGCGACAGACGCCAGAGCUCACGGGCGCCGGCCGUGUGGGAUGCGGGGCCGGCCGAAGGAGGGCGCUUUGUGUCGGGACGUGCUGGUGAAGCACUUUCUUUGGCAGUGGACAAACAGAAGGGUCUCUGCUUAUUCUGUCUCUCGUUAGUUGUCCGCGUCAGCACUUUUUGUUUUUUUUUUUCCGCUAAAUCUUCAUUGGGAUCAAUUCAACUGUAUAGGAGCAGAAACAACCGUACGAGCGGUUUAUACCUUUGCUGAAAUUUUUCCCUUACUUUCGGUGCUUGAACUUCCCAUGAUGAUUCUGACAACCGGUGUUUGUUCAGCUUCGAAAUGUCUGCGAUCAGUUCGCUUGCUGUUUGUUCCACCUGCUUGAUGGAGCCAUGAAUCUGUUCCCUGCAGGUUUCUCCAGGUUUUCCAACAUGUUUGGAAAAAAGAAGAAGCGGCUGGAGAUCUCCGCUCCCUCCAACUUCGAGCACCGGGUGCACACGGGCUUUGACCCGCGGGAGCAGAAGUUCACCGGCCUUCCCCAGCAGUGGCAGAGCCUGCUGGCCGACACGGCCAACCGGCCCAAGCCCAUGGUGGACCCGUCUUACAUCACCCCCAUACAGCUGGCACCCAUGAAGAUAUCUCCCAAGAAAGUCCAGUCGUCCGAAACACCGUUGCGAAAAACUAUUGUGCGAGGGAGCAGGCCUCAGAAAGACACCUCGAUCAAUGGUCUCCUGGAGGAGUUUGACAACAUUUCCGUGACCCGCUCAAAUUCCCUUCGAAAGGAGAGUCCCCCAGCUCCGCACCAGUCUGGCUCCAAGCGCUCCUCCAAUGCGCCUGAGGAGAACGGCUUUGGCCACUACUACUCACGCUACUCCUGUGACCUGGACAGCUCCAAAGACUUCCCAGCAGACAGCUAUAAGGACAAGGUGUCCUUCGAUGGGGAGUGGGCCGUGGGGAGGCACUAUCGGUUAGCCAAGCAGAACGGGCACACCAUCAGGAGUCCCUUUUACCCAGAUGCCAUGCCUCAGAAAUCAGACUAUGCCAAGAUGCCCCCCGACUACCACACGUACCUGGAGACCAAGGGGCGGUUGGAGGAGGGGGCUGCAGGAAGCCGGGACUACUACCCAGUGUCCUCCGGGUCAUCGGCCCAGGACUACAGGGAACAGCCCCUGGGCACGCCCUCCCGGACAUCCCUCCACAGCGAGCAGAUCUACUCUGACAGCGAGUGGGGAUUCGCACCUUCCCGCGAGGAGUAUGAGAAAAGACCAAAGUCAUCCUAUGUGACCCAGACCAGCCCCCAGCCUGCCAUUCGCCAGAGGUCCCGGUCCGGCUCAGGACUGCAGGAGCCCAGCUUGCCAUAUGGAAUUAGUGCUUUCAAGUCUACCCAGCAGGGCCACUACAGCUCCUACACGUACCCGCGCCUCUCUGAAACUGUGAGCGCCUCCCAGGGAGAUUAUGACAGGAUGUCCAGGGAUGGAAGCCCCCAGGUGCCCGGGGCAGAAACCUACCCCCGCGGCCCCCUUAAACUACCUCAGAGCCAAGCCAAACUGAGCUACCCUAGCAGCUUCCAGUACCCGCCAACAUUCCACUACAAGCCCUCGCCGUACCACCACCCCCCUUCCCAGCCGAGCCCUCCCUACACUCCUCAGGGUGCGUACUCGCAGCCCUGCUCCCCGUACAUCCCCCCAGGGGCUUACCCUCCCCCUAGCUGGGGUUCUGCGUCCGACCAGCCCCCGUCCAGGGUGUCCCACGAGCAGUUCCGGGCCGCGCUGCAGCUGGUGGUGAAGCCGGGCGACCCGCGCGAGUACCUGGACAAUUUCAUCAAAAUAGGCGAAGGAUCCACAGGCAUUGUGUGUAUUGCCACAGAGAAGCACAGCGGCAAGCAGGUGGCCGUCAAGAAGAUGGAUUUGCGCAAGCAGCAGCGCAGGGAGCUGCUCUUCAACGAGGUGGUGAUCAUGAGAGACUACCAUCACGAGAAUGUGGUGGACAUGUACAACAGCUACUUGGUAGGAGAUGAGCUGUGGGUUGUCAUGGAGUUCUUGGAGGGCGGCGCUCUCACUGACAUCGUCACUCAUACAAGGAUGAACGAGGAGCAGAUAGCCACGGUGUGUCUGUCUGUGCUCAGGGCUCUGUCAUACCUCCACACGCAAGGAGUCAUCCACAGAGACAUCAAGAGUGACUCCAUUCUCCUCACCAGCGACGGAAGGAUAAAACUGUCUGACUUUGGCUUCUGUGCCCAAGUGUCAAAGGAGGUUCCAAAGAGAAAGUCUUUGGUUGGCACUCCUUACUGGAUGGCACCAGAAGUCAUUUCCAGAUUGCCAUAUGGUACAGAGGUGGACAUCUGGUCCUUGGGAAUCAUGGUAAUUGAGAUGGUGGAUGGGGAGCCACCGUACUUCAAUGAGCCACCCCUCCAAGCCAUGAGGAGGAUCCGGGACAACUUGCCGCCCCGGCUGAAAGAGUCACACAAGGUGUCCUCUGUGCUGCGGGCCUUCCUGGACCUCAUGCUGGUGAGGGAGCCCUCGCAGCGGGCUACAGCGCAGGAGCUCCUGCAGCAUCCCUUCCUCAAGCUGUCGGGCCCCCCCUCGUGCAUCGUACCCCUCAUGAGGCACUACCGCCACCGCUGACUGACUGACUGAGUGGCAGGGCAGCGCCUCGCAGGCUGCGCUGGAAGUUCCCAACACUGACACCGUUACCGUGUUGUAGCUUAGGAAAAAGGUCAGCCUCUGUUUAAAAAACAACCUGCCAUGAGAUGCAGGCUACCUUGAAGUGAGUACUGACCCCAGUCUUUACCAUGUAGAUGUAAAGUAGAAUCUGUGGGGUGACACUUAGGUACAGUUUUCUCUUUUAGGCAAUACAUUCUGAUUACCUUGUACAGUGUGGUAGCCGCCGAGGAGAGAGGACACCGAGGGUGCGGUAAGACGCCUUUCAGCCAGACAGCGACGUUAACGGGACCCUGUGAAUUGCCCGAAUUGCUGCUCGCGACGAAGGGGCAGGAUGCAGAGUGUUCACAAGCUACCCAUUGAAUUUUGCUUUUUUCUUGCAGUAUAAAAAUAUUCUAAUUUUCUCCUCUAACACUAAUAGUGUUAUGUAUUUUAGAUCAACUGUAUUUUUUUCUGUACAGUUUUGAUAACCUCCUGUAUUUUGUUGUGAUGUAACUAUUGUGAUAUGGGCAGUAUUAAAUAUAAUUAAGAUAGUUUCUGCAAAGAUUUUUCCUACUAUUUAUAAUCCAAUUUUGAUUAAGAAAUGAAGAGCACCUAAAUAAACCAACCCCUUACUGAAAGAAAUACCAACCAUAAUAUAUUUAUUAUCAUAAAACAUUUGUAGACAGAAUUUCCUGUCAGUGUGGAAAAAAUGGUAUUGGCAGAAUUUUGUAUGCUGUAAAGUUAUUAUUUAUUUUUUGAAUUGAAGAUUUAUUUUUCAGUAGUGUAGGCUUUUUUAUUUAUUUUAUUUUCUAACUAUCAGAAGACAGUGACAUUAGUUAUAUCAUACAAGCAAUAUUUAUAUCUUGUUUAUCAUUACAU